Physcomitrium patens is the source of this 1756-nucleotide messenger RNA. Its product is annotated as beta carbonic anhydrase 3. Gene Ontology annotation, biological process: carbon utilization. Gene Ontology annotation, molecular function: carbonate dehydratase activity; zinc ion binding. The record is from RefSeq and is a predicted model, not a curated record. Lineage: Eukaryota; Viridiplantae; Streptophyta; Bryopsida; Funariales; Funariaceae.
AUGUGGAUCAGUGUGGGUUCUGAGUUCCCAACCUGCCCGCCUCCCUGGUUCCCCUACGUUCCCGUCCUCCGUUCCCAGAAAUACCAUCAGCGGUUGAUAUUGGAUCUGAACGACAGCUGCAAUCCGACGGCCCACGAUGGCGGAUCCAGGCUUUCAGUUGAUCGCUUGUCACAGUUUAUGUUUAUCUUUUCCUUUUUUUGUUUUUGGGUUGGCCAUGGUCUGUGUUUAAUGCCUCGGAGACUCCGCCUCGUUUCCAGCACGAGAGGGGGAAUCUGUUUAUUAUUGCUAAACCUGAAGUCGUUGUUGGUAGUCGUAAUCGUCGCAGUGCGCGUAGUCUUCAGUGGGUUUUCGGCAGUUGUCAGUGUUGUAACCGGAAAUGCGAGUCGCUGCAUCGAUGAUUCCGAGGUUCACGUGCAAGGUUUAGAGCUGAGCCUGUCGCGACGUGUUGUUUUGAUUAUUGGGUUGGGAUCGGUUUGCAGCAGCAGGUUAGGUUUGUGCUGUGUCGCAAUGGAGGCGCUAGAGCGAGGUCUGGGCCUAGUGGGGCGGAGUGCUUCCACUCCUGGCUUCUCUGUGGAGGAUUCGUCCAGAGUUCGAGUGACGCUGAGAAAGGGGUUGGUUAAGGUUGUCAGUGCAGCCCGACCUCUACGGUCGAUGGAGGGGGUAGAAUUCGUGGGGCGGCGGCGCAUUGCGGAGAGUGAGAGAGUGCAGGAAAGGGUAGAUGCUCGAUCUGUUACUGCCCACGCUGCGAUGAUGGGAGGCUUGGGCGACUCCCUGAAGUCGGGAUAUGUGUUGAAGUACCUCGUUGUUGUGGAUGAGCAUACGGAAGUUGACAGCACGGGCGAUGUGAUCGAGAAGUUGAAGAAUGGAUUCAGGAAUUUUAAGGUUACUCAAUACAACCAGAAGCCGGACCUAUAUGCUAGGCUUGCGGAGGGGCAACAGCCCAAGGUUAUGAUGAUCACCUGCGCAGAUUCUCGGGUUUGCCCCACAAUGCUCCACGGUCUGGAGGCUGGUGAGGCUUUUAUAGUCCGCAAUGUUGCUAAUUUGGUUCCCCCGUGCGAAGAAUCGGGUGAGCAUCAUGGGACAAGCGCUGCCAUAGAGUUUGCCGUCACAGUUCUUGGGGUGGAACGCAUUGUAGUGAUGGGGCACAGCAAUUGUGGAGGUAUUAGAGCACUUAUGACACGAGACGCUUUUUCAGGUGACUUCGUUGGAAGCUGGAUUAGAAUUGGACUUCCUGCAAAGAAGAAGGCGCUGUCUGUGAUGAAAGGGAAGCCGUUGCAGGAGCAAUGCAGGUUCUGUGAGCAGGAAGCUGUGAAUGUGUCGCUGGCCAACUUGCUCACCUUUCCUUUCAUUGAGGAACGUGUCAAAUCUGGGAAACUGCGUAUCCAUGGUAUGCACUAUAAUUUUAUUGAUGGUCAAUUGACAAGCUGGGAAAUUGAACCCGAAGAGGCUCCCGUUUACUCUUAGGAUAUCACAAGAUUGUGGAGGUUGCGGCUACUCUUUUUCAAAAGACCGUAGCAGAUUUUGAUUGGAUUAUGACCGCAUUAGUACAUUAGCAGUUUAUGACUAGAUAUUGGUUAAUAAUAUCAAAUAUUGGAGCCUGGAUUAUAUGCAGACACAGUCAUGACUCUUCGCCAUUUAUCUGUACCUGAAGAUUUUCACGGUUACCAUAAGCGAUUGCAACACCUUUCAUUGAUUGACCUUCUAAUUCUUUUCAGAAGGGCUUUAUGCUAUAGAAUCAAGUGUGGAUUUCGCAUCA